Aureobasidium subglaciale EXF-2481 is the source of this 2166-nucleotide messenger RNA. RefSeq lists its product as uncharacterized. Gene Ontology annotation, biological process: glucose 6-phosphate metabolic process; glycolytic process; gluconeogenesis. The transcript has 2 exons. Lineage: Eukaryota; Fungi; Ascomycota; Dothideomycetes; Dothideales; Saccotheciaceae. Gene Ontology annotation, molecular function: carbohydrate derivative binding; monosaccharide binding; glucose-6-phosphate isomerase activity. The record is from RefSeq and is a predicted model, not a curated record. Bases 193 to 1854 code for a protein of 553 amino acids. Gene Ontology annotation, cellular component: cytosol.
UCAAAUUGUGACUUGACCAUUGCUGCUUCUUUUUCGCUCCCAUACACACUUUCCAUCAAUCCACCUCUCCUUCCUUGUAUGUGCUCUUGAGCCGCCCGCCAUCUGUCUGUUCCCUCACAUUCAAGCUGAUCUCGUUGCUCCCACGUGUAGUUCACGCAUCACCCCACCCCACCUUUCCCAACAAACAUCAAGAUGCCUGGUUUCGCCCAAGCAAGCGAUCUGUCGGCAUGGAAGUCGCUUAUGAAGCACCACCAGGAGCUUGGUCGCUCCAUUGUCCUUAAGGAUGCCUUUGCCGAGGAUCCUCAGCGUUACGAGAAGUUCUCGCGCACCUUCACCAACGACGUUGACAAGUCCGAGACCAUCUUCGAUUUCUCAAAGAACUUCAUCACCGAUGAGACUCUGAAGCUCCUGUGCCAGCUCGCCCGCGAGGCCAAGGUUGAGGAACUCCGUGAUGACAUGUUCAAGGGUGAGAAGAUCAACUUCACCGAGAAGCGCGCCGUCUACCACGUCGCUCUCCGCAACACCGAGAACUGGCCCAUGCAAGUCGACGGCAAGAGCGUCGUUGAGGAGGUCAACUCCGUCCUCGAGCACAUGAAGGAAUUCUCCGAGGAGGUUCGCAGCGGCAAGUGGGUCGGUUACACUGGCAAGGCCAUCAACACCAUUGUCAACAUCGGUAUCGGUGGUUCUGACCUCGGCCCCGUCAUGGUCUCCGAGGCUCUCAAGCCUUACGGCAAGCGUGACAUGAAGCUCCACUUUGUCUCAAACAUUGACGGCACCCACAUGGCCGAGGCUCUCCGCGAUUCUGACCCAGAGACUACUCUGUUCCUUGUCGCCUCCAAGACUUUCACCACAGCUGAGACCACCACCAACGCAAACACCGCCAAGAAGUGGUUCCUCGGACACGCAAAGGACGACUCCGCCAUCGCAAAGCACUUCGUUGCCCUCUCGACCAACGAGGAGGAGGUCACCAAGUUCGGUAUUGACAGCAAGAACAUGUUCGGCUUUGCUGACUGGGUUGGUGGUCGCUACUCCGUCUGGAGUGCCAUUGGUCUCUCCGUCUGCCUGUACAUUGGCUACGACAACUUCCACGACUUCCUUGCUGGUGGCCACGCCAUGGACAAGCACUUCAAGGAGACUCCCCUCGAGCAGAACAUCCCCGUCCUUGGUGGUCUUUUGAGUGUCUGGUACUCCGACUUCUUCGGCGCCCAGACUCACCUCGUCUCUCCCUUCGACCAGUACUUGCACCGCUUCCCUGCAUACCUUCAGCAGCUCUCCAUGGAGUCCAACGGUAAGGCUAUUACCCGCAGCGGCGACUACGUCAAGUACACCACUGGUGCUAUCCUCUUCGGAGAGCCCGCCACCAACGCCCAGCACUCCUUCUACCAGCUUCUCCACCAGGGCACCAAGCUCAUCCCCACCGACUUCAUCCUUGCCGCUGAGUCGCACAACCCAAUCGAGGACAACAAGCACCAAAAGAUGCUUGCCUCCAACUACUUCGCUCAGGCCGAGGCCCUCAUGAUUGGCAAGACCCCUGAGGAUGUUCGUGCAGAGGGUGCCGCCGAUGAGCUUGUCCCCCACAAGACCUUCCUGGGUAACCGCCCUACUACCUCCAUCCUGGCCCAGAAGAUCACCCCUGCUACUUUGGGUGCCCUGAUCGCCUACUACGAGCACAUGACCUUCACCGAGGGUGCCAUCUGGAACAUCAACUCCUUUGAUCAGUGGGGUGUCGAGCUCGGUAAGUCUCUGGCCAAGAAGAUUCAGGCCGAGCUCGAGACCUCAGGCGAGGUAUCCGGUCACGAUGCUAGCACAUCUGGUCUCAUCAACGCCUUCAAGAAGAAGGCUGGUAUCAACUGAAUGCAUGGUAGUAAUUCAGAGGAUAAAGAGAAGAGCAGGCUUUGAGACAUUCGAAUAAUCGAAUAACGGCCGACAUGUUGAUUUUUCGUCGGACUUUUGUAAUUACCCAAGAUAACGAAACGCAAUGAGAACCAAAAUAUUAUUCUUAUCAGAGCUGAUCUAGAGACUGCAUGUGGUAUGAGUGGUCUAGAGGUAACCGAGAACCGAGAAGUUGCCAAGUGGGCGCAGCUGCCGUACUACAGAAUCACGACAUGCUAAAACACCAAACCCUUCUCUUUCCUUUCCAGACACAACCCGAUAGCAAGAACUCAC